This is a messenger RNA of Thermothielavioides terrestris NRRL 8126, 1101 nucleotides long. RefSeq lists its product as uncharacterized. The transcript has a single exon. The coding region runs from base 775 to 1074 and encodes 99 amino acids. Lineage: Eukaryota; Fungi; Ascomycota; Sordariomycetes; Sordariales; Chaetomiaceae. The record is from RefSeq and is a predicted model, not a curated record.
ACAUGGUAUCCGCCCGGUUUUAGUGAGCUUCAACGAGGCAUACUGCAGACUCACGCCUUGACUCGGUCCCUUCACUGUGCAGUCUCGUUUGUAAUUUCUUCACACAAGCACCAAUGAGUGACUGCGGAGACAUCAAAGCAUUUUAAACAUCUGUCAACCCAUUCCUCUCAGGCUUGCCCCUCAAAGCACCCAACCGGCGGGAGGGUGUCGAGCACAGGCUGACCGGCACUGCUGGUGUUCUCACCAUGCCCAACAUGCAGCCCACAAUCCGCAAUGGAGGCCCGCCGGUGUGCCCGAUGUUUGUGCCGAAAUAUCGAGCACAACACAUGCGAAGAUCGGCUUCGCCAUGGCUAUUCGUGGUGCGACACAAUAGACGCACGACAAUAGACACAGCUACAAUUCCGACACACCAAGCAACAAUGUUUAUAGCCGUUAUUCGCAAGAUCAUGAAUGCCGGAACCUGCUGGUUAGAAACACCUUCCUCUGCGGGCGAGCAACGCCUGUCAAGGUGACAAGUGCUACUUCUCUCCGGCGUCUAAGAUCGUCCAACGAACUCGAAACUUCAAGGUCCCCAGCGCUGACCAGAAGAGUGCGAUCUCCAAGCCCAAGAGGUAAGCGCCCAACCUCUGUCUAUGCCUCCUCCAUCCCUUCCAUCACACACCCAUAUACUCUCAAGAAGAUCCCCAGCUGAUGUACCCCAGCCUCCCCCAGCCAGCUUAUAGCAACCCCAAGACCGCACAAAGCCACAAGCCACCGACGAAAAGCAUGUGCUACAUGAAGCGCAUCUUCUGGGCCUGCGGCUGCGCGCUGCCGCCCAUCGUCUGGCGGGCCUGCGCGGCCGCGGGCACGCCGGACUGCCAGCGCCGGCACCUGCUGGACCGCAUCCGGAUGGCCGAGCCCUGCCCCGCCCACCGACCGGUGUCCGCCGCCCCGGCCGGGGUCGCGGCCAGCUCGCCCCGGCGCCGCGUGGCGAACGGCCGCCGCCGCGGCCUCCCGCGCCUCCCGCGCGUCGUCUUCAUCCACCGCGGCAGCGGCAGCGGUUGCGGCAAUUGCGGCACUGUCAACGGCGUCUGAGGCUCCGUUCGUUCCUUACGGAGCUCA